GGCCCUCAGCUAGACAUGCCCUUGGGCCAAUUGGGAGAGCAGUUGGGUGGGCUGGUCCCACCAAGACGUUGAAACUGCACCCAGCUCACGCUGGUCACCCAGGCUCUUCCAGACUCUGAGACCUAACUGACCCUUGAGUUCAACGCCAGGAUGAGGGAAAUCGUGCACAUUCAGAUUGGCCAGUGUGGCAACCAGAUCGGAGCCAAGUUCUGGGAGGUGAUCGGGGAAGAGCAUGGGAUUGACUGCACUGGGAGCUACUGUGGGGCCUCUGCUCUUCAGCUGGAGAGGAUCAGCGUUUACUACAACGAAGCCUUCGGUAAGAAGUAUGUGCCCCGAGCCGUCCUUGUGGACCUGGAACCUGGGACAAUGGACAGCGUCCGAUCCAGCAGAUUGGGAGCCCUCUUUCAGCCUGACAGUUUUGUUCAUGGUAACUCUGGCGCUGGUAACAACUGGGCCAAGGGGCACUACACCGAGGGAGCGGAGCUGAUUGAGAAUGUCAUGGAUGUGGUGAGGAGAGAGAGCGAGAGCUGCGACUGCCUACAGGGUUUCCAGAUCGUGCACUCUCUGGGUGGAGGCACCGGCUCAGGCAUGGGCACCCUGCUCAUGAACAAGAUCCGGGAGGAGUACCCGGAUCGGAUCCUAAACUCCUUUAGCGUCAUGCCAUCCCCCAAGGUGUCAGACACGGUGGUAGAGCCCUACAAUGCCGUGCUAUCCAUCCACCAGCUGAUAGAGAACACUGAUGCCUGCUUCUGCAUCGACAACGAAGCACUCUACGACAUUUGUUUCCGCACCCUGAGGCUGACGACACCCACCUACGGGAAUCUCAACCACCUGGUGUCGUUGACCAUGAGUGGGAUCACGACCUCACUGCGCUUUCCCGGCCAGCUUAAUGCAGACCUGCGCAAGCUGGCCGUGAAUAUGGUGCCUUUUCCUCGUCUUCACUUCUUCAUGCCUGGCUUCGCUCCACUCACAGCCCAGGGUAGCCAGCAGUACCGAGCCUUCUCAGUAGCGGAGCUCACCCAACAGAUGUUCGACGCCCGCAACAUCAUGGCUGCCUGUGAUCCCCGCCGCGGCCGCUACCUGACUGUGGCUUGUAUCUUCCGGGGUAAGAUGUCCACCAAGGAAGUGGACCAACAGUUGCUGUCCAUUCAGACAAGGAACAGCAACUGCUUUGUGGAAUGGAUUCCCAACAAUGUCAAGGUAGCUGUGUGUGACAUCCCGCCCCGGGGGCUGAACAUGGCAGCUACCUUCCUGGGCAACAAUACAGCCAUUCAGGAGCUCUUCACCAGGGUCUCUGAGCACUUCUCAGCUAUGUUCAGAAGGAGAGCUUUUGUGCACUGGUACACCAGUGAAGGGAUGGACAUAAGUGAAUUCGGGGAAGCUGAGAGUGACAUCCAUGACCUGGUGUCGGAGUACCAACAAUUCCAAGAUGUCAGAGCAGGGCUUGAGGACAGUGAAGAGGGUGGGGAGGAGGAGGCGGACGACAAAGACCAUUAGCUAGGAGAGAAGCUGCAGGGCAGCCACUUUUAGAAGUUUCUCCAAAGAUUUGUGGCUGUCCUGAAGCCCUUAGGGGCCCCAGGCUCGCACCUUGGAAUGCCUUUGCCCACAGUUACUAGACAGGGCUUGAUAGCCAAUGCAUGUUUCUCCUUCUUCCUUUUUAGUGAGUUUACUGUAGUGAGCCCUAUUUAGUUUUUACUAGCUGUAGGACAGACUUUCAGACAAAGUGUGCAAGUUCGCCAGGAGCCCUUUAGCAGCGUUGCUGGGUACCCAAUACCUAGGGCAGCUAGAAUGAUGCCUCAGAGUCCUCUUUCACAAAGCCAGCAGAGCUGGGUGUCUGAAGAGUGUGUGGGAGGUGCGGGGCCAACGGAAGCAUGAGUCCGCUUCCAUGGUCAAGCUGUGUGGACCUUAUGUACCAUUCGACAGGCUGACUGGAAAAAGACAAAAGGAGGCAAGAAAACCCACGCCUCUCCUCUCGGCUCCCACCGUCCAAAAGACCAUCGAGGGCAAAGCAUGCCAGUCCCCAGGCCUUUGUUUCCCAGUAACCAGCUUCCAACGUGUUUCUCUGUGUGUUCUUAUUAGAACGAGAUGCCGCCAGUUCGCUAAUGAUUGUCCUUGGUUUUCCUCUUAAAGGCCGAGGACGCUCUUUUCAUUUUCACUCACUCGCCUCCCCCGAAGCUGCUGCACAGCCUCUCUGCUCUCUGGAAAGGGCACAGGGCUUGCUCAGCAGCCAUCCGAACGCAGGAACAUCGCUGAGAUGCUGCUGAGAUGCCGCAGCAUCCUCCUUGGUGGCAGAGGACAUGGUCUCAUUAGGGAACUUUUAUAGUUCAGAUUAAUUUGCAGAAGUUGCCAUAGACAUUAGUAGGAUGACACAGCUUUAAGCGUUAUGUGGUUGUAAUCUCACAUUCUGACAGGACUGAGCACACAGGAGCCUCUUAGAGUUUACCCUGGUCUGAGGUGCAUGUGGUCCUCGUAGUUUGCUGGAAUUAUCCAGCUCUUCUAUCUGACCUCUCCAAAAGCGAGUUAUUUGCAUGAUUCUGGAUUCUCAUGUCACGGUUUGUCCCCAGGAUUCGGGGAACGGAACCCAAGGCUUUGGGAUGUUCUAGGUUUCCUUGGGCCCCAGUUUAUAAUCAUCAAUAAUAAAGCAGCAGGUGGAUGACACUCUCUUUGCAUGUGCACUGUGAGGAAAUAUUUGUAGUUCAUAUCUAGAGCAAAUCAGGCCCUAUUGUUGAUACGACUCAUCAAGCUCCUGUUGAUAUAAUUGAACGAAGCACCAAGGCUUUUCAAUACCUUCUACUUUGGUGUGGACUGAAAAACACUGGCUUAAGUGAGAUAUGCACCUCGCCAUGAUUAGCUGGAAAAACUUCCUUAGACGCCAACAAGGCUUAUAGCCCAUGACUGUGGGAGUCAGCUGUACACUUAACCUGGAUGCUGUCACUGUAAGCCUCAAAAGGUAAUUACGUACGUGCAAAAAACAGACCUUAAUUCUUUUGAAAAACAAAAUUUUUUUUGGCUUUCUAAGACUGUGAAGACUUCUGUUUGUUCACUAAUAAUCACAAAAAUGCAAAUAAAUUUCACUUUAAAUGACUAAGUCAUUUUAUCUCAGA
Molecule: messenger RNA, 3104 nt
Organism: Mastomys coucha (southern multimammate mouse)
Lineage: Eukaryota; Metazoa; Chordata; Mammalia; Rodentia; Muridae
Gene: Tubb1
Product: tubulin beta 1 class VI
Exons: 4
Coding region: 151-1497 (448 amino acids)
Biological process (GO): microtubule cytoskeleton organization; mitotic cell cycle
Cellular component (GO): microtubule; cytoplasm
Molecular function (GO): GTP binding; structural constituent of cytoskeleton; GTPase activity
Source: RefSeq, a predicted model, not a curated record